AAACGUCGUGGUUCCUUUGAUUCAAGUAGCUCAAGCAGUUCGAGCUCGAGUAGCUCGGAUAGCAGCCCAGAAUUGAACGUAUUCGGCAACGAUGCCAACAUGAGCCACAUCAGCAAAAUAAGUAACAUUCCAAGAGCAGAGUCACCAAAGUUGAACAAUGUCGAUAGCAUGGUGAUGUUUUAUAAUAACACCGUCAACGUCCAAAACGGCGACCCGGCGACUGAAAAUACCGGUGGUUCUGCAUCAGUCCCGAAGCCGAACACCGCAGAAGGGUCCAUGGGUAUGUACGGGUCCAAGCGCUCCUCCUCUUCCUCGUCCUCCUCUUCUGAUAGUGACGGAGAUGAGAAACCACACCCAUCUGGUUACAGAUCCAUGUCUGCAAAAGCAAAAGGAACCGCUCUCCCCCCACCUCUGACGUUCCCACAGCCCAAUUACCGCUCUGAUUUACCUGUUGUACCUCGCCCCGUAACUCCUAUUAGGACAAGUUCUAGGGCGGUCUCUGCCGGAACGGAGAGACAAAUGCCGUCUGCGUACAACUCGAUAGGUGGCAGUGAAGUACCAAGACGCUCCCUGGGGUAUAGUACCACCGAGACGUCAGACCUGUUCCCUGGUGACAGUUUCAACCCAACCCAUGUCAACCCAAUGAUAUCAACCCAAACCACCACCGCCACAAAUGUAACAACGCUUAUGGGAACCCAGACCACCUCUGUUGAUACAAACACCAGUGAGUCACAGACAGCUCAACCUCCCGCCAAAAGCACCAGCGGUAUGGAGACCCAAACUGAAGCUAAAAGAAGCAAUUCCAGUGGAAUGCAAACCGAUGCGCAGACGACCGAAUCCAAUAACGAUAGAGAUAUGUUGCUAGCAAUGAUAAACAGCUUGAAAGAGCAAAUCGAAGAACUUAAAUGGCAGCUUUUGGCAGCAACGCGUGAGAAAGAGAGAACAGAUGACACCAACAUCCUCAUCAUACUACAGACGCUAUUUGCCGCGCAGAAGACGAUGAUGGAGAAGGAGGCCUCGCUUUCAGAUAAACAGGAGCAAGAGCCAUUGGGAAAAGUCAAUGAAAUCAAUGACAUCCCACCAACCGUUGAUAUCGAUGAAACACCAGAGAUCCAAGAGAUCAAUAAGGAUUAUGAGACGAAAACCAAACAGUGCGAAACAGAACUAAUCCAAAGCUGCCUCGAAAACAAAGAUCAGAUUUCCGAGGACGAAAUCAACCGCAUCCUCUCCAAGCAUGAACUCCAGGUCGAUGCUCUAAAACGCCAGCAAGAAUUAGCCAAACGCCAACAGUUAGAAGCCUUACAGAAGAAGUUCAUCGCUCGUAUAAGAAAAGAUGGUCCCAUUGGCAACACCGAUGACGACCUUGGAGGCGAAAAUACCCACAAUUCCACGACUCGUGAGACAACUGUAAUCGCCUCUACACAGUGCGAAGAAAGCAGCACCGUGACCGUCGAACAGCGCACUGAGAUUUCCCACAGUCAGGUAGCGCCACCGCCUAAUGAAGAACAAAACAGCGUGACUGAUGAUUUUGAUUUUGAUGAUGAUUAUGAAGACGACUUCGAGUCAGACGAUUCCGAAGAUCCCCCUUCUCUGGCCGGAGAAGAUGAGGUUCCUACCGAUGGAUCUGUCCCCGAGGGUCUAACCAAGGACAUCAUGAAGCACAUGGACGAGCUGUCGCCGGAGGUCCUGAGGGGACUGAUGGAUCUACACCGACGACAACAGGCGCGUGUGCAAAACACCAAUGAUGCCUCCAAGGCGAAGCAGGGUGCGUCUCUUUGGGAGAAGCUUCAAGCCAGGAGAAAGAAAGCCAUAGAGUUGAUGAACCGCAGUGAGUCAAUCAAGCAAGAAUACAGAGACGUCAAAGACGUGAAGAAUAUCGGGACCUACUUUGGGGAAGAAAUGAUAGGCAGUCAAACCGAAACCAAGGCUAUACAAGCCAACGAUGAGAAACUCGUCCAGAGCAUCAAGUCAAUACAAACCACCCAGGACGAGCAAGCUCUGAAGGUUAUGAUAAGUCAGCACCUUGUCUCCAGAAACACCAUGGAGAUAGAGAGACUCAACUAUCUGGAUCUGAUGGCGGUGUCGUUGAAGGACUCGAGCACGAGUACAAGUAGCCAUGUUGAGGUCACAACUCAGCUGGCCAAUGAUGAAACUUUAAAGAAGGACCUUAAAAAGUUGGAGACAGAAUUUUACACUGACAUCACCUCCUUGGGUUUCUACCUGGACGAGGAGGAGCUGAGGGCGCUGCUGAAAAAGUACGAGGAAGACCAAAGAAAAAUGAUCUCCAGGAACGCCAUGCAGAAAAUUCGAAGCGACGAAGACCUGAGAAGGAAGUUGGAGGAGCGUCGAUUGCGCAGGAUACAGCACGUAGUGGACUCCGUGCACAGUUCUGAUUUAGGGCUGGAGGAAAGCCAAAUCACUACCGGAGAGCAAGAGAACGAAACCAAAUCAACAGAAGUGCCGCUACUUCCGGUUGAGACCAUGAAUUCAGGCGUAUCGCCGGAGGUGGCAAAGAUGGACGAAAGCUUCUACAUUGAGCUAAAGCGAAGGAAGGAGGAAGAGAACUUGACGGAAGAGAUGCUACAAGAGAUGCUGGCUGAACACAUGCGUAAUGUUGAGAGAAUGCAGAGAAACACGGACGCUCAGAGAAUGAGACAACAUAUGUCCACACAAGAUAGACUAGCAGAACGCCGCCGUCUGAAAAAGGAGCAAGAGCAAUACAAGUUGGACCAGAAAAUGGCGCGCAAACGACUAGUGGAAGAGGAAAGAAAAUUGCAGGAAAUGAAUCGAGCCAACUUAGAAGAGAUCGCAAACCGCCUGAUCUACAACUGCAAGGAGAACACGAAGGCAGUGAGGGCGCUGUGGGCGGGGGAGGUGUCCCGAACCAAGGGCAAGGUCGGCGAGCUUACGACGGAAAACGUGAAGAAGAAAAGGAAGAAAAAGAAAAAGGACACUGGUGGAGAAAACAGCAGGCCCGAAACUGCACCUUUAUCCGUAUUAUGAAACGUCCAUCCAACCAACCGCCUGUUACGUACAAAGUCGCUAAACUUUUACGAGAGAUUCCUUGUGUGUGUGUCCAUGCUGUAAAAAAGAUGCUGUGUUGCCAAAUAGAAUUCACAUGUUUGUCGUGUACAUCAGGCGGUAUAGGAUAUAUGAAAUCUCCAUUUCAAAUGAAUACCUAUCAAUACAUUUUGCUGACUCUUGAUAUUUGUGAAGUAUUAUGACUGUGAUUUGACUUGUUUACACAGUAUACAGGAUUUAUCUUUUUUUUUAACCAACUGAACUUGGCUGUAUUUUUCACAGUCUUUAUACGGUAUGACCUUUAGCAACUCAUAGUAUACAUAGUAUUCAGGAUCAGAAUAAGUAACACUUCCUUUUCUGGAACAUUUACAUUGUAUACAGGAUUGAUCUUUUUUUAAACCAACAGAACUCGGAUGUAUUUUUAACAGUCUUUACACGAUAUGACCUUAAUCAACUCAAAGCUUAUCACUUUGUAAAUCACGCACAUUUUGUAUUUCGUUUCCAACUUUAUACGUGGAGAACAGUUGCAUUUUAUAUACAUAUUCAUUGUUGCGGUAUAUUUUCAAUAAACUGGCUUUACGGUGUAUCUUU
Lingula anatina is the source of this 3612-nucleotide messenger RNA. RefSeq lists its product as uncharacterized. NCBI's taxonomy places the organism in Eukaryota, Metazoa, Brachiopoda, Lingulata, Lingulida, Lingulidae. The record is from RefSeq and is a predicted model, not a curated record.